GCUGGUGGCGGGCACGGGAAGUCGGACCGAGCAAUGAUUCAACAUGGAGGCAGUGGCAGUGGCAGUGGCAGGGCAGGCAGCAUCACGAGGCAAGCAAGCAGAGCAGCGCGCGCAUCCAAAAAUAGAAGCAGAGAAAAACACACACACAAAACACCACGCCCUACACCCGCAAAGAGCAGUGCCGAGCGAGGCGGGGCCUAGGGUCGUUCGGGGGUGCGGGCAUCACCUCACGACGUCAUAAAGCUCAUGCGCCCUGCCCAGCCCGCCAGGCCGCACAACAACAAGGAAGCCAAAAGCAUGGAAGCAGGCGUCGAAGCCAAAGCCAAAAAAGCAGGCGAGGCGGAUCACAGGCGCACGGCCGUGGAUGACGCACACGUCCACGGCCCUUGCAGAGCGGGCAGAGCACCACCUCGCGGGCCAGCGAAUCAAGGCCGCCGCGCCGCGAAACCCUGCGACACGUCAGAUGGGAAGCUCGACGUCUCCGCCGCAAGGCCAAGCCAGCUCCUGGACCCCUGCUGCUGCUCCGCGCCUGUGCAAUGCGUUUUUCCGGGCCCCAGAUGGCGCGGCUUUCGUAAUGGGGGUCGUGAACGCGCGGUGGCUAAGGCUUGGGCUUGGUCGUGUGCAUGCGCUGGUGGGAUCUGUGCGGAUAGACUUGACUUAUAUUGGGCGCGGCGCUGGUUGCGUUGGCGUUUUUUUAUAAGGUAUCAGUCUCUACUACCUACCUAGAGUACCUGCUCUCUACCUACUACCUUACUACUGUCAACGCUUCCUUCGUCGUCGUCGUCGUCUUCGUCUUCAAGAGUCGGAUCGGAUCCCUUUCGUUUUUUUUUUUUUUCCUUCGUUCCUGGAUCUUGGACAAAGGGAGGGCGUCUCGAGAAUUCCUUUGUUGUCACU
This is a messenger RNA of Aplosporella prunicola CBS 121167, 894 nucleotides long. RefSeq lists its product as uncharacterized. The record is from RefSeq and is a predicted model, not a curated record. The transcript has a single exon. Bases 247 to 726 code for a protein of 159 amino acids. Lineage: Eukaryota; Fungi; Ascomycota; Dothideomycetes; Botryosphaeriales; Aplosporellaceae.